UAAGGCUGGAAUUCGGGAUUGUCAGUUCGCUUCCAGCUCUAUACCUCAGCUCCGCGCGCCUCUCGCUCUAUGGCCGCCCCGCCGAAGGUGCGGGCCCUGCUCCUGGCCGUCAACGCACUGCUGCGCAAGCGUCGCUACCACGCUGCAUUGGCCAUGGUUAAGGGCUUUCGGAACGGGGCCGUCUAUGGAGCCAAAAUCCGGGCCCCUCAUGCACUGGUCAUGACCUUCCUCUUCCGGAGUGGCAGCCUCCGGGAGAAGCUGCGGGCCAUCCUGCAGGCCACGUACAUCCACUCCCGGAACCUGGCCUGCUUUGUGUUCAUCUACAAGGGUCUCUGUGCCCUGCAGUCCCAUGUGCAGGGCAAGACCUACCAAUUUCACUCAUUCCUGGCUGCCUUCUUCGGGGGCAUGCUGGUGUUUGGAGAACGCAACAACAUCAAUAGCCAGAUCAGCAUGUACCUGUUGUCCCGUGUCCUGUUUGCCCUGUGCCGCCUGGGUAUGGAGAAGGGCUACAUCCCUGAGCCCAAGCAGGACUUGUCCCCGGUGUUCAAUGCACUGGUGUGGGGGCUGGUGCUGUGGCUCUUUGAGUAUCACCGGGCCACACUGCAGCCCUCACUGCAGUCCUCCAUGACCUACCUCUACAAUGACAGCAAUGUCUGGCACGACAUUUCAGACUUCCUCAUCUAUAACAAGAGCCGCCCCUCCAAGUAACACAGCCCCAAGGUGCUUGUGGGGGGCUUCUCCACCCAAGUAGGCUCCAGUCAGCAUCGGCUGCAGCACAGGGUUUGGCUCCAUCAGCAAACCCUCCCGGAGGAUACCACCUUCGCAAGAUCACAGGCCUCAGACUCCAGCGUGUGUUAUCCCAGGGUUCCACUGGCCGAAGUAAAAGCACUGAUUUUCAAAUCCCAGUAGGUAUCCUUGAAUGAUGGAACAAGUGGCCGAAUCUGGCAGAGGAGUCUUGGGCUUGGUUCCAGCUGUGCUGCUGCCUUCCAUGAGAAGGGGCAAGUCACAGCCCUCUCUGGGCCUCAGGGGUCAUUUUUUUUCUU
This is a messenger RNA of Propithecus coquereli (Coquerel's sifaka), 1043 nucleotides long. It is a transcript of the gene PXMP4, whose product is annotated as peroxisomal membrane protein 4, 24kDa. Lineage: Eukaryota; Metazoa; Chordata; Mammalia; Primates; Indriidae. Gene Ontology annotation, cellular component: peroxisomal membrane. The transcript is spliced from 4 exons. The record is from RefSeq and is a predicted model, not a curated record. Bases 70 to 708 code for a protein of 212 amino acids.